Vitis riparia (riverbank grape) is the source of this 852-nucleotide messenger RNA. RefSeq names its product probable disease resistance protein At1g52660. The transcript has a single exon. Gene Ontology annotation, biological process: defense response to other organism. Gene Ontology annotation, molecular function: ADP binding. The record is from RefSeq and is a predicted model, not a curated record. Lineage: Eukaryota; Viridiplantae; Streptophyta; Magnoliopsida; Vitales; Vitaceae. Bases 139 to 852 code for a protein of 237 amino acids.
GGAAGAAAGCGAGUAAAAAGCUGGGUGCUGUGACUGAGUUAAGGAACAAGGGACGCUUUGAUGUUGUGGCAGAGAGGUUAGCUCAAGCUCCAGUGGAUGAGAGGCCGGUGAAGAAGACUGUGGGCCUAGAUCUGAUGUAUGCAGAGGUUUGCAGAUGCAUCCAAUAUGAACAACUGGGAAUUAUUUGGGUUGUAUGGUAUGGGUGGUGCCGGGAAAACUACCCUCAUGACCAAAGUGAAUAAUGAAUUCAUCAGAGCAAGCAAGGGCUUUGAAAUCACCAUUUGGGUUGUAGUGUCCAGGCCCGCAAGUGUGGGAAAAGUACAGGAAGUCAUUCGCAACAAAUUAGACAUCCCGGAUAAUAGAUGGAGAAAUAGAAGUGAGGACGAGAAGGCAGUAGAAAUUUUCAAUGUCUUGAAGGCAAAAAGGUUUGUGUUGUUGUUAGAUGAUGUAUGGGAACGGCUUGAUCUCCAAAAGUUGGGGGUUCCUUCUCCUAAUUCCCAAAACAAGUCUGAAGUAAUAUUAACAACCCGAUCUCUGGAUGUUUGUCGUGAUAUGGAAGCUCAAAAAAGUAUUAAGGUGGAGUGUUUGACACAAGGGGAGGCUAUUAAUUUGUUCAAGAAGAAGGUUGGAGAGACUACUCUAAAUUCACAUCCAGAUAUACCACAACUCGCUGAAAUUGCUGCUAAAGAGUGCAAAGGUCUACCACUUGCACUCGUUACUAUUGGGCGAGCUAUGACCGGCAAGAACACACCACAAGAAUGGGAGCGAGCAAUACAAAUAUUGAAGACUUUAUCCAUCAAAGUUUUCAGGUAUGGGAGAUCAUGUGUUUCCGGUCCUGAAAUUCAGUUAUGA